Molecule: messenger RNA, 1359 nt
Organism: Ctenocephalides felis (cat flea)
Lineage: Eukaryota; Metazoa; Arthropoda; Insecta; Siphonaptera; Pulicidae
Product: serine protease snake-like
Exons: 10
Coding region: 1-1359 (452 amino acids)
Biological process (GO): proteolysis
Molecular function (GO): serine-type endopeptidase activity
Source: RefSeq, a predicted model, not a curated record
AUGUCACCUCAUGAAUUCUUCCAAGUAAUUCCUUUGGGACACGUGGUAGACUUUCCACAGCUCCUUAACUCCGCAUAUGUCACUGGUAGACUCGCGACACUUCCUGAACCCCAAGUUCACUUAGGCCACGUGGAUGAUGUCCACAUUUGUUUAUUUUCCUGUAUAAAUUUAGGAAAAUCGCAACGAUAUGAAGGUGAUGCUUGCACUAUUGAUGGAUUAUCUGGAAGCUGCAAACUUCUAAAAAAUUGCGCGCCAGCUAUUGUAGGGUUAAGAAAUGGAAAAUAUCCACAAAUGUGUGGUUUUUCAAAUCUUGAUCCAGUAGUAUGCUGUGUUUCUGAAGGCUCAGCAAUUAUUACAACUACUCAAAGUACAACAUCAAAUAAUAACCAGAGAUCUUUGGAACGGAACGAUCGAACUAGCACGGAGUCCAGCCUCAUCGAUUCAAAUAAUCGUUCUAACAAUGAUCCAGAUACUAAAGUUGGUAGCAAAGCUCGAGCAAUGUGUGAGGAAUAUAGCAAAUAUGUCUAUGAAUGGAUAACACCACCAGUUCAAACUAUUAAUUUCGGUAAAGUAAAAGUAAAUAGAUGUGCACAUAAAGUAACUGAGUUAGUUAUCGGAGGACAGCAUGCUGGCGUUAGAGAAUUUCCACAUAUGGCCCUCCUAGGUAUGGGAGAAGAGAAUUCAAAGAAAUGGACAUGCGGUGGUACAUUGAUUAGCGAUGAAUUUGUUUUAACAGCCGGGCAUUGCGUAUUUUCACCACAAGAUGGAGAAGUAAGAUGGAUUCGUCUUGGCGAAAAUGAUAUUUCAAAUGAAGGAGACUCAGAAACACAAGAUUUUUCUGUUGCUGAAAUUAUCAAGCAUCCGCAAUAUAAAGCUCCUUCUCGUUACCACGAUAUUGCACUAUUACGGCUCGACCGCAAAGCUAUCUUAAAUAAGUUCGUGAUACCAGCUUGUCUUCACACGGAAUUUAAUAUCAACCAUCAAAAAGCGAUUGCUACUGGUUGGGGAAGAACAGAAUACUUAGGUUCCACGAGCCAACAACUGUUCAAGGUUACUCUAGAAAUGUUUUCACAAGAAGAAUGCAAUGAAACUUAUUCAGCGUUUGCAUCUAGUCGUAGAUUAAGGUCUGGAAUUGUUCCAGAAAGUCAAAUGUGUGCUGGCCAUCAUAGUGAAAUGAAAGAUACUUGUCAGGGUGAUUCGGGAGGGCCUUUGCAAACGUAUCUUGAAGUUCCUUAUUGCAUGUACGAUUUGAUCGGAGUUACUUCCUUCGGUAUAACUUGCGGCGUCGUCGGCAGUCCAGGUGUGUAUACAAGAGUAUCUGAGUAUUUGCCCUGGAUCGAGCAAAUCGUUUGGGGAUGA